AUGCUCGCCCGCACUGUCAUCCGUGCUGCCCGCCCUGCCCUGGCCCGCGCAGCCGUCCGCCCCGCCCAGCUCGCCCUCCACCGCGCCGCCCUCCCUCUCGCUCGCCCCUUCUCCACCACCUUCGCCCGCUUCGAGCCCUCCGCCCUCAGCACCAAGCUCGGCGAGGAGCUCAACUUUGAAACCGAGUCGGGCGACGCCGCCGCAGAGCCCGAGUUCCUCCAGGCCUUCAAGGCCGAGGGCGUGUGGCAGGUCGUCGACGAGGCUGGCUCAGACGAGAUUCAGCUCACGCGCUCGUUUGGCAACGAGAGCAUCCGCAUGAUCUUCUCCAUCUCGGACCUCGACGCCGAGCAGGAGGUGCCCGAGGCGUUCGCCGAGGAGGGCGCCGACGCUGGCUCGGGCGGCCUCGGCGAGGAGGCUGCAGCCGACGGCCCUUCUGAGCAGAAUUUCCCCGUCGAGACGAGCAUCACCAUCACCAAGUCGACCGGCGGCGCCCUCACCAUCGACGCCAUCGCGCAGGACGGCCUCUUUACGAUCAGCAACAUCGCGUACUACCCGGACGCCGACGUCGCGCUCGGCAUGACGUCCGAGGACGACUGGAAGCGCCAGGGUCUCUACAUGGGCCCGGCGUUCGACAACCUCGACGAGGGCGUCCAGACCGAGUUCGAGGCGUACCUCGAGGAGCGGGGGAUCAACUCGGCGCUCGCGCUCUUCAUCCCGGACCUCGCCGAGUGGAAGGAGCAGAAGGAGUACGUGCGCUGGCUCGACGGCACCAAGUCGUUCCUCGAGAAGUGAGCGAGGUGGCCUCCUCGUCUCUCGCUCUCGGACUCGGCGCUGUCAUUUGUACCAGAACUGCUCUCAACUCGCACACCCUUUUGCCACUGA
Molecule: messenger RNA, 882 nt
Organism: Rhodotorula graminis WP1
Lineage: Eukaryota; Fungi; Basidiomycota; Microbotryomycetes; Sporidiobolales; Sporidiobolaceae
Exons: 7
Coding region: 1-792 (263 amino acids)
Biological process (GO): cytosolic ribosome assembly
Cellular component (GO): mitochondrial matrix
Source: RefSeq, a predicted model, not a curated record